Acanthisitta chloris (rifleman) is the source of this 1600-nucleotide messenger RNA. It is a transcript of the gene EPHX4, whose product is annotated as epoxide hydrolase 4. The transcript is spliced from 6 exons. The record is from RefSeq and is a predicted model, not a curated record. Gene Ontology annotation, molecular function: hydrolase activity. The annotation marks the transcript as partial. Lineage: Eukaryota; Metazoa; Chordata; Aves; Passeriformes; Acanthisittidae.
AAUAGCAGUUCUAUGCAGCAAUAAAAACAUACUUCUUUUUCUCUCAUUUCAGGAUUCAGGGUUAAGAUUCCACUAUGUGGCUGCUGGAGAAAGGGGCAAACCACUCAUGCUGCUGCUUCAUGGCUUUCCAGAAUUCUGGUAUUCUUGGCGCCAUCAGUUGCGGGAAUUUAAGAGUGAAUAUCGAGUGGUGGCCCUGGAUUUGAGAGGUUAUGGAGAAACAGAUGCUCCUUCUCACAAGGAAAAUUACAAGUUAGAUUGCCUGAUAGCAGACAUAAAGGAUAUUUUGGAAUGUCUAGGAUACAACAAGUGUGUGUUGAUUGGCCAUGACUGGGGAGGAAUGAUCGCUUGGUUAGUGGCUAUAUGUUACCCUGAAAUGGUGACUAAGCUGAUUGUGGUUAAUUUUCCUCAUCCUUCUGUAUUUACAGAAUACAUUCUACGACAUCCAUCACAAUUGAUUAAAUCUGGUUACUACUUCUUUUUCCAAAUGCCAUGGUUUCCUGAAUUCAUGUUUACACUAAAUGAUUUCAAGGUUCUGAAAAGCUUAUUUACUAGCCAGGCCACUGGAAUUGGAAGGAAAGGCUGCAGAUUAACAGCAGAGGAUAUUGAAGCAUAUCUCUACGUCUUUUCACAACCUGGAGCAUUAACAGGACCCAUUAACCAUUACAGAACUAUUUUCAGCUGCCUGCCUCUGCAGCACCAUGAAGUCAUCAUGCCAACCCUGCUGUUAUGGGGAGAAAGAGAUGCAUUUAUGGAAGUUGAGAUGGCAGAAAUUACAAGGAUUUAUGUUAAAAAUCAUUUCAGAUUAACUAUUUUGUCUGAAGCCAGUCAUUGGCUCCAGCAGGAUCAACCUGACAUAGUGAACAAGUUGAUAUGGACCUUUUUGAAGGAAGAGACAAAAAGAAAAAGAGAAUGACUGUUUGUAUAUGUUUUAAGGGGUCUACAGAAAAGCUCGUCAGAUUUAAAACCUAAUUGUGAUCAGGGCCAUAUUUCCAGCCUGCCUUCUAUUUUGAGCUCUGUUAGAGAAAAGUGUUUUCAUUGUACUGUACAUUUGGACACUAACCUUACAGCUAAAAGAAGUGAGAAUAUAUGGUACCAACAUUGGUUUUACCUGUAUACUUGUAUUUUGCACAUAAAAACACCUGCCUUAAGAUAUAUAUGUAUUUGUACAGAAAGAAGAUCAUGGAAAUUUGCUUGGUUUUGUUUUCUCCUUUGCUUUACAGUUUUAAUGUGUGGUGCCUUUUACAAAUUUAUAUUGAAACAAUAGAGUGGUGCCAUACUGAAGAAAGUCACUAGUUUUCAUUCUAGAUUUGCCUGAAUUUUUUUAAUGUAUUUUACCAUUAAACACUAAGUAACUCUUUUUAUCUAUAUUUUAGCAUACUGAACGAUUGAAAAUUUUCUGGGUACGUUUCUAGUCUUCAAGUGAAUAAUGAUAACGUAUCUUGUUGUAUCGUUGAAUGCAGCUGCUUUGUGCAAUGUGUUUUUCUUUCUUGACUAAAAAAUGGGAAACCUGUACACUCAACACGUCUGAACAAGAAGAAUGGAAAAUUAAGGAGUAACAUGUAUCAAAUUCACCUCUGUCUAAUAAAAUUCAACUUACACU